Molecule: messenger RNA, 2529 nt
Organism: Zingiber officinale
Lineage: Eukaryota; Viridiplantae; Streptophyta; Magnoliopsida; Zingiberales; Zingiberaceae
Product: protein SIEVE ELEMENT OCCLUSION B-like
Exons: 6
Coding region: 69-2285 (738 amino acids)
Biological process (GO): phloem development
Source: RefSeq, a predicted model, not a curated record
CCAACCAACCCUCCGGCAACUGCACCUCCACAACCUUCCUUAUUUGCUCCACUUCUCUUGUUGUGGAAAUGGCGGGCUUGACGUCCACAGGGACAGCGGCCAUUUCGGGUCUGACGCCCACGGCGCCAGCUCCGCCAACAGCAACGGCCCUGAUGCCAGCGCCAACGGCAACAGCCCUGAUGCCCACGGCGGUGCAGCCCAAGUUGCAACUGAUAAAGAGCGACCGCUCCGCCCACCUCUUCUCCUCCUCCGACGACAAGGCGGUGGUGAAGCAGAUCAUCGCCACGCACUCCCCGGACGGGAGGGAGAUCGAUACGAGGUCGCUCUUGCGGCUCGUGGAGGACAUUCUGCAGAGGGCCACUCCCACCGUCAUUUUGACGCCUCAAACGCACCAGGAGCUAGUGGACGACAAGGUGCAUCACAUUGAUGUUGUCGGAAUGCUCGAAGCCUUGGCGUACACCAUUCACAGGAUUUCUUGCGAGAUAACCUGCAAGUGCUCCGGCGGCGGCGACGCCCAUUCGACCACCAUGGUGCUGUUCAACUCGCUGACUUCCUACACUUGGGAUGCCAAGGUGGUGAUCGCGAUGGCGGCGUUUGCGGUGAGCUACGGCGAGUUCUGGCUCACCGCCCAGCUCCACACCGUGAACCCUCUGGCGAAGUCGGUGGCGCUGCUCAAGCAGCUGCCGGACAUCCUGGAGCACACCGACGCGCUGAAGCCACGCUUCGACGCCCUUAAUAACCUCAUCAGGGUCAUGCUCGACGUCACCAAAUGCAUCAUACAGUUCAAGGACAUCCCCUCCGACUACAUCUCGCUGGAAAAUCCCGACAUGGCCAUGGCCCUCGCUCAUAUUCCCACCGCUGUCUACUGGACCAUAAGAAGCGUCGUCGCCUGUUCUUCUCAGAUCAUCUCCCUCAUCGGAUUGGGCCACGAGUACAUUACUGCGACAACAGAGGCGUGGGAGCUCUCCAGUUUAGCCCACAAACUUAGCAACAUUCAUGGGCACCUCAUGAAGCAACUUGAAUUGCUAUAUCGAUACAUUGGGGAGAAGAAGCACGUGGAGGCGUUCCAAACGCUGCUGCGGCUGUUCGAGGCAGUGCACAUCGACAACAUGAAGAUCCUCAAGGCAAUGAUCUCGUCCAAGGACGAGCUGCCGCUGGUGGACGGGGCGACGAAGAAACGGGUGAGCGUCGACGUGCUGAGGAGGAAGAUCGUGAUGCUGUUCAUCUCCGACCUCGACAUCUCGCACGAGGAGCUCUUCGUGCUCAUCCAGAUCUACAACGACACUCACCAGCAUAGAGCGGAUCGCAACUACGAGGUCGUCUGGUUGCCGGUGACCGACCGGCACUUCCCCUGGGACAACUCCAAGGAGGAGACCUUCAACAGGUUGGUGUCCAACAUGCCGUGGUACUCGCUUUACCAUCCGUCGUUGCUGGAGCCGGCGGUGGUGAGGUACAUCAGGGAGAUAUGGCACUUCGACAAGAGGCCGCAGCUGGUGGUGCUGGAUCCUCAGGGGAAGGUGGUGUGCCCCAAUGCGCUGCACAUGAUGUGGAUCUGGGGCAGCCUGGCUUUUCCCUUCACCAGCAACAGAGAGGAGGCGCUGUGGAAAGACGAGACUUGGCGACUCGAGUUCUUGGUCGACGAAAUCGACCCCGUCUUGCUCGGAUGGAUAAGAGAAGGGCGGCAUGUGUGCCUGUACGGGGGGGAGGACAUCGCAUGGAUCCGGCAGUUCACGACGGCGAUGAGGCGGGUGUCGCAGGAGGCGCGGGUGCCGCUGGAGAUGGUGUACGUGGGAAAGAGCAGCCCGAGGGACAGGGUGAGGAAGGCGAUCACUGUGAUCGCGAACGAGAAGCUGAGCGGGUACUGGCAGGACCCGGUGAUGGUCUGGUUCUUCUGGGUGCGGCUGGAGAGCAUGUGGCACUCCAAGAUGCAGCACGGGCGGACGAUCGAUAACGACCCCAUCAUGCAGGAGGUGGUGACGAUGCUGACGUUCGACGGCGGAGACGAAGGGUGGGCGAUCGUCAGCCGGGGGUCGCUGGACAUGGUGAAGGCGAACGGGCGGAAGAUGGUGGAUUGCCUGGGCCAGUUCGACAAGUGGAAGGCCAACGUGGAAUCGGAGGGGUUCGUGCCGGCGCUGACCAACGCGCUGGUGCCGUUCCAGACGACGGAGCACUGCAGCCGCCUCAUCCUUCCGGGCGACAUCGGCAGGAUCAAGGAGCGGGUGGUGUGCGCCGAGUGCAAGCGCCCAAUGGAGAAGUUCGUCCUAUAUCGCUGCUGCAACGACUGAGCUCGAUGAAUUGGAUUGGAAUAAAGAGAAAGAAAUGUGGGUCUGUGUACUCUGUGUGUGUUUGUUUGUUUGUGAGCAGCCAUUGAGUUUGUAGCUGCAAUUUGAUGCAUGUUUUGCGGUGCCUUAAUUAUUUGAUCUGUGCGAGUGAGUGCCACAUAUAUGUAUGUGGACAUCUAUCUAGCUAGUCUACUAAUUAAGUGUGUUCCUCUGUCUGCAUUCAAUAAAGUUGUCUCUGUUUUAAUUA